AUGGCAGAAGACAGUUCAAACUUCCAGGUUCCGAGCGUUCCAAAGUUUGACGGUGACUAUGAUCACUGGUGCAUGGUGAUGGAAACACUCCUAAGGUCCAAGGAUUACUGGGUGGUGAUCGAAAAUGGGUUCCGUGAACCCACAUCAGGGGAGCAGCUCAUACCCACGCAGAGAACAACCUUAGAGACGAUGAGGAUCAAAGAUCUGAAGGCAAAGAACUAUCUAUUUCAGUUAAUAGAUAAGCAGAUCUUGAAGACUAUUACCCAAAAGGAGUCGGCGAAGCAGAUUUGGGAUGCUAUGAAGACAAAGUACAAGGGUAAUACAAGAAUUAAGAGAGCUCAGUUGCAAAGGCUAAGGAAAGAGUUUGAAACUUUAGAGAUGAAAGAAGGUGAAUCAGUCACUGACUAUUUCAGUAGGGUGAUGGUUAUUUCAAACAACAUGCAGAACUGUGGUGAAGACAUGACAGAAGUGAAAGUGGUAGAGAAAGUCCUUCAUUCACUCACUGAAAACUUCAAUUUUGUGGUGUGUACCAUUGAAGAAUCAAAGGAUAUUGAUAAGCUUUAUGUUGAUGAACUACAAAGUUCACUGUUAGUUUAUGAACAAAAGCUGGUAUGA
Helianthus annuus (common sunflower) is the source of this 615-nucleotide messenger RNA. RefSeq lists its product as uncharacterized. Lineage: Eukaryota; Viridiplantae; Streptophyta; Magnoliopsida; Asterales; Asteraceae. The coding region runs from base 1 to 615 and encodes 204 amino acids. The record is from RefSeq and is a predicted model, not a curated record. The transcript has a single exon.